Aspergillus udagawae is the source of this 1674-nucleotide messenger RNA. Its product is annotated as fatty acid desaturase. Gene Ontology annotation, biological process: lipid metabolic process. The transcript has a single exon. Gene Ontology annotation, cellular component: membrane. NCBI's taxonomy places the organism in Eukaryota, Fungi, Ascomycota, Eurotiomycetes, Eurotiales, Aspergillaceae. The record is from RefSeq and is a predicted model, not a curated record. The coding region runs from base 1 to 1674 and encodes 557 amino acids. Gene Ontology annotation, molecular function: oxidoreductase activity, acting on paired donors, with oxidation of a pair of donors resulting in the reduction of molecular oxygen to two molecules of water.
AUGGCGCCGGCUAUGUCACGCAAAAAUCGAGUGUGGUCUCGGAGAGAAAUCGAGGGAUUGAUAGCAGAUGGGCAAAAAAUAAUCAUACUGGGUGAUCAGAUACUGAAGGUCGACGCGUGGCUACCCUAUCACCCAGGCGGCGAUAAAUCAAUAUUACACAUGGUUGGCCGGGAUGCAACGGACGAAGUAACAGCGUUGCACUCAAAGGAAGCACAGACACAUAUGCAGAAGUAUAUCAUAGGAAGAGUACAUGGAAGAUGGGAAAAUUUCUUACCUCCGAUACAGGGAGGGGUAUUCAGAACGCUGACCUCGAGGGACAUCGACGACGAAGUGCUAUCUGCCGAAGAUCUCACCUCAUCUGGAGGGUCGACACCACCAUCAGUCUUCGAUAAUGAUGAGACACGAGACGAAGUUCGUCUGAGGCGUGCAGGGAACGAUACCCCUAUUUCUCGAGUAUCAUCCUUAUCCCCAUCAGAGCCGGAGCUGGGACAAUUUAGAUCUGCGGAAGCAUCAACUGCACACGCGAUAUCAUCCGAUCUUUCGAAAUAUCCUCUGGAUAAAAGGUCCCAAGCUAAGAUCGCCAAAAAGUACCGCCAGCUCGACGAAAAACUGCAAUGUGAGGGACUUUACGACUGUCCAUAUGGCUCUUACGCCGUCGAAUUUGUCCGAUACUCGGUUCUUUUCACCCUCUUCUUGACAUGUCUUCACCAUUCCUACUUUGCUCUUUCGGGCUUUUUCCUCGGGUUACUCUGGCACCUGCUUGCAUUCACCGUCCACGACGCCGGUCAUCUAAGUAUAACCCAUGAAUUCCACACGGACAGUUGCAUCGGGAUUUUUGUCGCAGAUUUCCUUGGUGGUCUAUCAGUCGGCUGGUGGAAACGGAAUCACAACGUGCAUCACAUAGUAACUAACUCACCCGAGCACGAUCCGGACAUCCAGCACAUGCCAUUUUUCGCCAUCUCUUCUCGAUUCUUUACUUCCCUGCGCUCGAGCUACUACGACCGCGAUAUGAAUCUCGAUGCUGCAGCACGGUUCUUCAUCAAGUACCAGCAUUACCUUUACUAUCCCAUACUGUUAUUCGGUCGCUUCAACCUGUACCGCCUAGCAUGGUCAUACCUCCUAGACCCGGCGCAAGCACCUCGGAAAGGCGCAGCAUGGUGGCAUCGCUACCUUGAAAUGGCCGGCCAGGUGUUUUUCUGGUACUGGUACGGCUACCGCACGCUAUACCUCUCGAUCCCGACGUGGUCGUCCCGUAUCGUGUUUCUGCUCAUCUCACAUAUGGUCACCGCCUCGUUACACGUACAACUUACGCUGAGUCACUUCGCCAUGUCGAGCGCCGACCUGGGCACCCACGAGUCAUUUGCUCAGAAGAUGGUGCGGACGACGAUGGACGUCGAUUGCCCGCCGUGGUUGGACUUCGUGCAUGGCGGUCUCAAUUUCCAAGUCGUGCACCAUUUGUUCCCUCGUCUCCCAAGGCAUAACUUGCGCUGGGCACAGCCGUACGUGAAGGAGUUCUGCCACGACGUCGGGAUUCCAUACGUAGUAUUUGGUUUCACCCGGGGGAAUAAGGAAGUCAUUAGCAGACUGGGUGAGGUUGCCGAACAAUUGAGGGUGUUGGAGGAAUGCAGAAAGGUUGCUGCGAAGGAUUUGGUUGAGGGUCGCCAUAGUCAUUGA